AGUGGUGCCUAAAGCUAUCCAGCUCCUCUCUCUCUCUCUCUCUCUCUCUCUCUCUCUCUCUCUCUCUCCCUCCCUCCCUCUCUCUCUCUCCCUCCCUCCCUCCUCCCUCCCUUCUUCCCUCCCUUCCUCCAUACCAACCUCCCUCCCUCUCUGGAGCUCCUGCUCUCUCCCUCUCCCUCCUCUCCCGUGCUCCCUCCCUCCCUCCCUCUUUCCCUCCCUCCUCUCCUGUCCCUCUCCUCUCCUGCUAUAGAGGGCUCCGACAGCAGUUCCCAGCUAGCGUGUUCAGCCUGCCUGCCUGCCUGCCUCUGUGUGUGUGUGAGCGUGUGUGCGUGCGUCUACUUUGUACUGGGAAGAACACAGCCCAUGUGCUCUGCAUGGACGUUACUGAUACUCUGUUUAGCUUGAUUUUCGAAAAGCAGGCAAGAUGUCCAGCACACCACAUGACCCCUUCUAUUCUUCUCCUUUCGGCCCAUUUUAUAGGAGGCAUACACCAUACAUGGUACAGCCAGAGUACCGAAUCUAUGAGAUGAACAAGAGACUGCAGUCUCGCACAGAGGAUAGUGACAACCUCUGGUGGGAUGCCUUUGCCACUGAAUUUUUUGAAGAUGACGCCACAUUAACCCUUUCAUUUUGUUUGGAAGAUGGACCAAAGCGAUACACUAUCGGCAGGACCCUCAUCCCCCGUUACUUUAGCACUGUGUUUGAAGGAGGGGUGACCGACCUGUAUUACAUUCUCAAACACUCGAAAGAGUCAUACCACAACUCAUCCAUCACGGUGGACUGCGACCAGUGUACCAUGGUCACCCAGCACGGGAAGCCCAUGUUUACCAAGGUAUGUACAGAAGGCAGACUGAUCUUGGAGUUCACCUUUGAUGAUCUCAUGAGAAUAAAAACAUGGCACUUUACCAUUAGACAAUACCGAGAGUUAGUCCCGAGAAGCAUCCUAGCCAUGCAUGCACAAGAUCCUCAGGUCCUGGAUCAGCUGUCCAAAAACAUCACCAGGAUGGGGCUAACAAACUUCACCCUCAACUACCUCAGGUUGUGUGUAAUACUGGAGCCAAUGCAGGAACUGAUGUCAAGACAUAAAACUUACAACCUCAGUCCCCGAGACUGCCUGAAGACCUGCUUGUUUCAGAAGUGGCAGCGGAUGGUGGCUCCGCCAGCAGAACCCACAAGGCAACCAACAACCAAACGGAGAAAAAGGAAAAAUUCUACCAGCAGCACUUCCAACAGCAGUGCUGGGAACAACGCAAACAGCACCGGCAGCAAGAAGAAGACCACAGCCGCAAACCUGAGUCUGUCCAGUCAGGUACCUAUUGCUAGCAUUGCUCGUUCUCCAGUGUCAGGCUGCGCACUAAGGACAUAAACUCGCGUGGUUGUUACACAUCAGGAGGCGAUGUUUAUUUCCUGUAGAAAUCAAAUAUGCGUCUCGGCCCCCGACAUUGAGACUUGACCCCGUUGUACAGUACACGAGUGUGUCUGUCCUAGAUUCCCCGACUCCUCCCACUGUUAUUUUAAGCUGAGCUUCUCUCUCCCAAGGUUUCCCUGUAAUAAUGUCAGCUGCUGUUCACAGGAUGUGAUGGUGGUAGGAGAGCCAACUCUGAUGGGAGGUGAGUUUGGGGACGAGGACGAAAGGCUAAUCACUAGAUUAGAAAACACGCAAUAUGAUGCGGCCAACGGCAUGGACGACGAGGAGGACUUCAACAAUUCACCCGCGCUGGGGAACAACAGCCCGUGGAACAGUAAACCUCCCGCCACUCAAGAGACCAAAUCAGAAAACCCCCCACCCCAGGCUUCCCAAUAAGAUGAUCGGCACCAGAAUCCACUGUCAAUAGGCCCGUGGGUGAUCAUUACAAUUGCAGAUCUUUACUUACAGGAGAGGAAACAGAAGAGAUAAAAAACUUUUCCAUGCAAAUAUCUAUUUCUAAACCACAAUGAUCUGAUUUUCUUUCUUCUUUCUUUUUUUCUAAUUGAGAGGAUUAUUCCAAAUAAGCUUCCAUGACCCUUUCUUGGAGGCCUUCACAGGUAAUACAGAUACUGGCACUGAUUGUAAUUAAAAUGAGAGAAAACUCUAGCGCAUCUUCUGGCACGGUUUUAACAACGUGUUUGUGUUGAAUUUCCUUUUUAUGCAUCAAACGAAGGCCAUAUUGUCCAUAAAUGCUCAGUGCUCAGGAUCUCAUUAAUAUGCCGAACCUAACUACAGAUGACUUUUUAAUAUUGUAAAAUAUUUUCUGCUUUUUGACUUGCAUCUGAGAGUUUCUUGUUUCAGUAAAAAAAGAAAAGACAAAAAAAUCAGCUUUGGAAAGUAAUUUAAAUGUACCUUAUUUUUUUUUCUUUAUGUUUUCUUUCAUUGGGCAACAGCUAAGAGGGCCCAGCAAGGUAAUUUAUGGUUGAGCUGAUGUCAAUUGGUUCUUGUCUUGAGUUGACUCAAUUUAGCCCAAGUGCUGAAACAAGAAAUGUCAUUUUUUUCAUCAAAGACACCAGGGCAGAUUUUUAAGUAAAGAAAGACAAUUGGACCCUUAAGAAUUUAUGCAUUUGUAAAGUUGCUGUUGAUCCAAAUAUUUUCAAGCCAUGUAAUCCAUUGGUUUUGUGGGCAGUUUAAUAAACCUGAACCUUUGUGUGUUUUUUAAUUGUACCUGAGUUGACCAUCCUUUCUUUUUAUAGUAUAUUUCUUGUAUGAUAUUUUGUAAAGCUCUCACCUGGUUCUUUUAUGGGGACUUUUUGUUUUUGGGCAACUCCAGUGUAUUUAUGUGAAACUUUAUAAGAGAACUAAUUUUUCCAUUUGCAUAUUAAUAUGUUCCUCCACACAUGUAAAGACACAGUGGCUCCGUGUGUUAAAAAACAGCUGUAUUUUAUGUAUGCUUUACUGAUAAGUGUGCCAAUAAUAAACUGUGUUAAUGACCACA
Messenger RNA from Pongo pygmaeus (Bornean orangutan), 2906 nucleotides. RefSeq names its product LIM domain binding 2 (gene LDB2). The transcript is spliced from 8 exons. Lineage: Eukaryota; Metazoa; Chordata; Mammalia; Primates; Hominidae. The record is from RefSeq and is a predicted model, not a curated record. Bases 425 to 1366 code for a protein of 313 amino acids.